CCUUCACGCUUACUUCAGGGAAGCUUGAUACAGGCGAUCCGGAUUCUCAAAACCCUCCUCAGCCCUGAAGAUGAAACGAAUUUCUCUUCCAUUGAUCUUCUCGAUUACCGCCAUUUCCGGCUAAUGUUGUUCGAUUUUGCUCACAUCAUCACAUUCAACCUCAUACUAGCUAGUUAAACUGCCGAGUCGACUAAAUCAUGGGGGUAAAAGGAUACUGUGAAGUGAGUCGGUCUCUGAUUGGAAAAUGGAGGACUUGGUCUCGCUAUCCGGUAUCUUUGUGGGUUCGGAGCUUACGAUCAAAUGCGGCACUGGAAGCCAUUGCUAAAGCUUCGGAAGAGAAAGUUCCCAAUGUUGUGCUUUACAAUUACCCCUCUUUUUCUGGAGCAUACUCGGCUCUUUUUGCUCACCUCUUCCACUCUCAUCAUAAUAUCCCAUGCCUUAUUUUGCCUUUCUCUUCUGUUGAGCCUCUCAGAGUUGAAGAUUUAACCAGUGAAGGCCUUGAGACAUGUUAUCUGCUUGACUUUCUCUGUCCGAAAGAGUUUCUUUUGAAACUUUCACAGCAAUCAGAAUGCAAGGUAAUUGGGUUUGAUCACCGGAAAUCAGCAAUUUCAUGUAUUCCCGAUGCCAAUGAUUGCCCUGAGAAUCUCACUAUUCAUGCAAGCCUUGAGAAGAGUAGCUCUAGUGCUGUUUACGAAUACUUCUCCACCAAACAUGCAGAUAUUGGAAAUCCUGAUGGUGUGGUUCCAAGUUUGCUGGACUCAAAAGCAAAAGUUCGUGUGGAACUUGUUCUUAAAUAUAUUGAGGAUGGAGAUCUUCAUCGAUGGAGCUUGCCUAGCAUAAGGGCCUUUAACAUUGGACUGGGUGAAUGGCGCUCAAAAUUCAAUUGCCUUGCUAAUCCAUACAUGUAUGAGCAGUUGCUGGAGUUAAGUGCUGAUGAUUUAAUUGCUAAGGGAAACUCAUAUCUUUCAUCCCAACAGAAUGCUGCGAGCAAAUUGCUGGGAAAAGUCUUCAGGGUUCGGCUGGGUAGAGGAUUUUAUGGAGAGUGUCUGGGAGUUAGGGCAGAUGGGAACUCGAAUUUAAGUGAUGAAAUUGGCAAACUACUGAGUGCAAAGAGCGCUGCUGCUGGUCUAAGUUUGUUGACAGCAAGGAAAUGUUCAAUCCAGAGCUUACAGUCUAACUUGGCGAACUUGAAAAUUUAUGACCAUGAAAUGGGGAAAAAUUAUAGACAAUAGGAAAUGAAAGCUAGAAAAAACAAAGGCCACAGUGAGCAAGGACUGAUACGUAAAUGUAGGUCGGUAAAUGAAUUGUGGUCCAAGAAUUCCAUUUGUCAUUGGUGCAACAUUCCAUUUAUAUAUAUGCCUUUAAAGUUUGGAUUGUUUGGGUUAAGGACCCGCUGGACCCAAUAUUUAUCCUCAGAUAUCUGUUAACAGCAGGCGUGUUUUACCUAUCCUGAACUAAAUUAAACACACUCGUGGGUAAUUGGCUCUUGAAGAUAAAUGUUACCUACAUUUUGCACCUAUGACUAGUUUUUCCUCAAUCAAUUUUUUUCUGGAACAAAAUUGC
Molecule: messenger RNA, 1563 nt
Organism: Prosopis cineraria
Lineage: Eukaryota; Viridiplantae; Streptophyta; Magnoliopsida; Fabales; Fabaceae
Exons: 7
Coding region: 198-1232 (344 amino acids)
Source: RefSeq, a predicted model, not a curated record